Messenger RNA from Macrosiphum euphorbiae (potato aphid), 3279 nucleotides. The record is from the annotation of a GenBank genome assembly. NCBI's taxonomy places the organism in Eukaryota, Metazoa, Arthropoda, Insecta, Hemiptera, Aphididae.
AUGUCAGCCAAAGCAAUAAGUGAAGCAACCGGAAAAGAUAUCAUAAACAGAAAUUUAGCUCCAUUAACAUCUGCAGUGAAAUGCCGGUUUGCUUCAGUUAAUGAAAACACAAAAUGGGAAGACCUCGUGCUGGAUAACCCAUGGCUGAAAGCUGAAAGCUUAGUUGCAAAACCUGAUCAAUUGAUCAAACGUCGUGGUAAAUUAGGCUUGAUCAAAGUAAAAACUGACUAUUCUGGAGCUAAACAAUGGAUUCUAGAGCGUUUGGGAAAAGACCAACAAAUUGGUCGAGCCAAUGGAAAAUUGAAAAAUUUUAUCAUCGAACCAUUCAUUCCUCACAAAGAUGAAGAAGAAGCAUAUGUAUGCAUCUACUCUCAUCGUCAUGCUGAUACAAUUCUCUUCCAUCAUGAGGGAGGUGUAGACAUUGGAGAUGUUGAUGCUAAAGCAUUAAAACUUGAAGUACCAAUUGGACAAAGUGUAACUGAGGAACAAAUCUUGGAAAAGCUAUUGACCAAAGUCAGCCCAGCCAAACAAAAGACCAUUGCAACAUUUAUAGUUGCUUUAUACAAAAUGUAUGUUAACCUGUACUUCACAUAUUUGGAAAUCAACCCAUUAGUUGUAACAGAUAGUGCUAUAUACAUCUUGGAUUUGGCUGCAAAAAUUGAUUCUACUGCUGAUUUUAUUUGUCGUGCAUCUUGGGGUGAAAUUGAAUACCCGCCACCAUUUGGACGUGAUGCUUUCCCAGAAGAAGCAUACAUUGCAGAUUUAGAUGCUAAAAGUGGAGCUUCACUUAAAUUAACAAUUUUAAACAAAAAAGGACGUAUUUGGACAAUGGUUGCUGGCGGUGGUGCCUCUGUUAUUUAUGCUGAUACCAUUUGUGAUUAUGGUGGUGCUAGCGAAUUAGCCAAUUAUGGAGAAUACAGUGGUGCUCCAUCAGAACAACAAACUUAUGAAUAUGCCAAAACCAUUUUGAGUUUAAUGACUCAAGAAAAACAUCCCGAUGGCAAAGUUUUAAUUACUGGAGGUGGUAUUGCCAAUUUCACCAAUGUAGCAGCAACAUUCAAAGGUAUUGUCACAGCUUUGACAGAAUACCAGACUAAAAUUUUAGAUCACAAUAUCACAAUAUACGUUCGUCGUGCUGGUCCCAAUUACCAAGAAGGUCUUAGAAUUAUAAGGGAAGUAGGAAAGACUUUGCGUAUUCCCAUUUAUGUAUUUGGACCAGAAACCCACAUGACAGCAAUUGUUGGGUACGCUCUGGGUAAAAAACCAAUACCAAAAGAAACUGAACAAGAGUCUGUAACAGCCAAUUUUCUCUUGCCUGGUGGACAGGACUCUAAUUCUGUGAAUGCACAACAAGAAGUUGUUGAUGGUUCUAAAGGUGGUGCGACAAGUCCAACAGUAACAUCAACUGUACGACCUAAGAUAACUUCAACAGCCCCAUCCGUUAAACCUUUGUUUGGAAGCAAUACUAGAGCUAUUGUUUGGGGAAUGCAAACUAGAGCUGUACAGAGUAUGCUUGAUUUUGAUUUUGUUUGCCGAAGACAUGAACCAUCUGUUGCAUGCCUUGUAUAUCCAUUCACUGGUGAUCAUAAAUUGAAAUUUUACUGGGGUCAUAAAGAAGUUUUAAUUCCUGUGUACAAAAGAAUGGAAGAUGCCAUGUUGAAGCAUCAAAAUGCUGAUGUCUUAGUAAACUUUGCAUCUUUGCGAUCUGCUUAUGACAGUACAAUUGAAACUCUUAAUUAUCCUCAAAUCAGAACUAUUGCUAUUAUUGCUGAGGGCAUUCCUGAAAAUAUGACAAGAAAAUUAAUAUUGUUGGCUAAUGAAAAGAAAGUUACGGUUAUUGGACCUGCCACUGUUGGUGGAUUAAAACCGGGUGGUUUUAAGAUUGGUAACACUGGUGGUAUGAUGGACAAUAUUUUACAUUCCAAAUUAUAUAGAGCAGGAAGUGUUGCAUAUGUUUCUCGAUCUGGUGGUAUGUCUAAUGAGUUAAAUAAUAUAAUCUCGAGAACAACUGAUGGUGUUUAUGAAGGAGUAGCUAUUGGCGGUGACCGUUAUCCAGGCACUACAUUUAUGGAUCACAUCAUGAGAUACCAAGCAGACCCAGAAAUUAAAAUGAUAGUACUUUUGGGUGAAGUUGGAGGAACUGAAGAAUAUGAGGUUUGUGAAGCCUUAACUCAAAAGAAAAUCACAAAACCACUCGUCGCCUGGUGUAUUGGAACUUGUGCCAGUAUGUUUACGUCUGAGGUUCAGUUUGGUCAUGCUGGUUCAUGUGCCAACUCAGAUCAAGAAACUGCUACUACCAAAAAUGCUAGCCUUCGAGAGGCUGGUGCGUUUGUACCAACUUCAUUUGACUUUUUGGGUGAUAUUAUUCAUGAUGUUUACAAGAAAUUGGUGAAAGAAGGCGUUAUCAUUCCUCAAGCUGAAUUACCACCACCAACUGUUCCCAUGGACUACUCUUGGGCACGUGAACUUGGCCUUAUCCGUAAACCAGCUUCAUUUAUGACUAGUAUUUGUGAUGAACGUGGACAAGAGUUAUUGUAUGCUGGUAUGCCAAUCAGUGAUGUUCUAAAGGCAGAUAUGGGUAUUGGAGGAGUUAUAUCGCUUUUGUGGUUCCAACGUUCUUUGCCACCAUAUGUGUGCAAAUUCUUUGAAAUGUGUCUUAUGGUAACUGCUGAUCACGGACCUGCUGUAUCUGGCGCACACAAUACUAUUGUCUGUGCAAGAGCUGGUAAAGAUUUAGUUUCAUCUCUGGUUUCUGGUUUGUUGACAAUUGGAGACAGAUUUGGUGGUGCAUUGGAUGGAGCAGCUAAACAAUUUACUGAAGCAUAUGACUCUGGAUUGAUUCCAAUGGAGUUUGUGAACCAAAUGCGUAAAAAGGGAUCACUCAUCAUGGGAAUUGGUCAUCGUGUAAAAUCUAUCAACAAUCCUGACAUGAGAGUUAAGAUCAUAAAAGAAUUUGUUUUGGAAAACUUUCCAGCCACACCAUUAUUGAACUAUGCUUUAGAAGUUGAAAAAAUUACCACAUCUAAAAAGCCCAAUCUUAUAUUAAAUGUUGAUGGAUGUAUAGCUGUAUCAUUCUGUGACUUGUUGAGACAUAGUGGAAGUUUCACACGUGAAGAAGCCCAAGAGUACAUUGAUAUGGGCUCAAUUAACAGUUUGUUUGUACUUGGAAGAAGUAUUGGAUUUAUUGGACAUUUUAUGGAUCAAAAGAGAUUAAAACAAGGACUUUAUCGUCAUCCAUGGGACGACAUCUCUUAUGUCUUACCAGAACAAUAUAACUAG